This is a messenger RNA of Eucalyptus grandis, 750 nucleotides long. Its product is annotated as peptidyl-prolyl cis-trans isomerase FKBP15-1. Lineage: Eukaryota; Viridiplantae; Streptophyta; Magnoliopsida; Myrtales; Myrtaceae. Gene Ontology annotation, biological process: protein peptidyl-prolyl isomerization. The transcript is spliced from 6 exons. Gene Ontology annotation, molecular function: peptidyl-prolyl cis-trans isomerase activity. The coding region runs from base 96 to 554 and encodes 152 amino acids. The record is from RefSeq and is a predicted model, not a curated record.
UUGAUUCAGAAACUCUCGCUCGGCGAUUUCAUCAGUUCGUCGGUCUCCUCUCUCUCUCUCUUCUUCUCUCCAGGAAUCGAUUCGGCGCUCGAGAGAUGGGUCUCAGCAGAUGCGCCACGAGCGUCCUCUCCAUUACGCUUCUCUUGCUCCUCUUGGCUCUCGCCAAUGCCAAGACCCGCGACGUGACGGAUUUGCAAAUCGGCGUGAAGUACAAGCCAGAAAAAUGUGAUAUCCAGGCUCACAAAGGUGAUAAAGUCAAAGUACACUAUCGGGGAAAGCUGACUGAUGGAACUGUUUUCGACUCCAGUUUUGAAAGAGGUGAUCCCAUUGAAUUCGAGCUUGGAAGUGGUCAAGUAAUAAAAGGAUGGGACCAGGGACUAUUGGGUAUGUGCGUCGGUGAGAAGAGAAAGCUUAAAAUUCCUGCAAAACUGGGCUACGGAGCCCAGGGUUCACCACCGACUAUUCCUGGUGGAGCAACACUCAUCUUUGACACUGAGCUUGUUUCCGUGAACGGAAAGCCAAGCGAUGCAACUGUGGAUGACAGUGAGCUAUAAAUGGGCUUGUUUUCGCAUAAAGAGCUUUAGCGAAUCUCCCCCCUUUUCAUUUCUGCAUGGUAGCCUAACAACGACCUUUGAAACCAUAGCUACCAAGUUGGAUUUAGCUCUUACGGAUUGUACUUCCUUAAUUUAAUUUUGGAGCUGUUGAGAGUAUAGUUAUUUUAUUUUACUGGACAGUUCCGUUGCUUCUUCA